Molecule: messenger RNA, 684 nt
Organism: Drosophila suzukii
Lineage: Eukaryota; Metazoa; Arthropoda; Insecta; Diptera; Drosophilidae
Source: RefSeq, a predicted model, not a curated record
UCUUCCAGUUCGCUUGGACCAGCUGAUGUCGUCGAGAAAGGAACACAAUCUUUCUGCUGUUCGCCUACCGGUCAGACGAGGACUUCAUAAAGAUCUAUGGGAUGGAUCUAUGGAUCUAUUUGAAAGUUGGGCGCCAAUAUUGUUAUGUCCCAAAAUAGGACUACGUGUGUCCGCAAGUGGGCAGCGCCGGCUAGCUCUAGAGCACUUGGGGUCACAGGACGCCAUCAGAUAUAUUGUGGGCUUUUGGGGGCAAACCGUAGCAGCCGUAGAUGUCUCCGACUGCCCCUUGGACCGGUCACCGGCUUCAGCUUCCCGUAAGGAAACCCAUCAACCACCGCCCGCUGGGUGCAACAGUCACACCAAGGGAUUUACGUAGACGGGUUGACUGGUCUGUUUUCUUUAUUUCGGUCCCUACCUAAAAGAGCUCUCUUAAGCGGAUCCCAGACCCGAGGAUAACACACGAACCUAUUCUACGCGGUCGCUGGAGAGGAUUCCCCGUGGGAUUAACAAGUGCUUGGCUUUGACGGUUUAAAUGUCAAGCCUCGCCCAGAAGGAGCGAUAAAUUGCAAAAACUAUCAGAUACAAAUGUGAAAAAAAACACUCGCCGUGAAUUAUUCACAUCCGGCAAUAAACAGUUUAAAAUUUGUGAUAUAAUAAAUAAAUAAUAGUGCAAUAUGGGUAGUG